AGCUCUUGGGGGAUGAUGAUGAUGAUGACAAAAAUGGCGACAACAAACGAUGUAGAGUCAGGUUCGGGUGCACCGCCCUCCUUUCCCAACGGCGUGACAGCCCUCCCUGUCCCUCCAGAUGCCUCGGAACUCCCGCCGACGUACGAAGAAGCCGUCCACAGCCAGCCUGGAGACGCCCCUCCCUCCUACGCCUCCUUGUUCGGCGAGAUACAAGAGGCUAGGAGGGAGUCAGGCGGGUUCGUGGACUUCCUGAAAAAGUUGUUGGUGUUGCUGGCGGGAACCAUCGGCUGUACGAUCCUCCUGGGACUCCUCAUGGCCGUCCCUGUCGCUAUGAUCGUCCUGGGAGCCAUCAACCUACACGACUGCCCCAUCCAGCGCAUGAUACCCAUCUACCUGCUCGUCUUCGGCUGCUUCGGAAUCCUGAAGAACAUCAUCUCGCUGUACGAACGCUACAAGAAUCACAGGGAGAACGAGAGCGAGAACAACGCCAAGCAGAACCCGCUGGAGGUCAUGAUCAACUGCUUCCUGCUCGCCUGGUUCAUCGCCGGAAACUACUGGAUCUACUCGGUGCACAGGGCCGUGAACAUGGUCGAUCCUUCCAGCGAACGGUUCUGUGACCCCACGGCGUACCUCUUCGCCUUCUGGGUCACCACCACGGCGUACAUAUUUGUGGGCCUGCUGAUCAUCUGUGUGUGCUGUACAGCGUUUUGUACUUCUGUUACAACGUAGAGUUUUACAAUGUACAGGUCAUAGACCACCCUUCCUCCCAUGCCCCCCCCCCCUUGAUAUUUGAUUCUACAACUAGAAUUGUAUGUUGUGAACAUUUACAAGUUUGUGAUAGCAGCAAACCUGUAUUGUAAAUUUGUACGUUACUCUCUAAUCACAAGAUUGUGUCUUACUGUGUGUUGCAUUUCUGUUACAACAACUAGAGAGUUUUCUGAUGUACAGGUCAUAAACACCCCACCCCCUUCCUUGGCAAUAUCUCUAAUGGUUAGUUUUUUUGAUGUACAAGUCAUAAAAGUCAUUCUACAUGUAACCGGUAUUGUAGGGGAAAAACCAAUUUUGUUUGUGAAAUAUUUACAGGUUUUGUCUUAGCAAACCCUAUAUUGUAAUUUACUGUCACAGCGAAAGACUGUGUGUUGUACAGUGUUCUGUACAUGUGUUACAACAGUUUUCUGAUGUACAGGUCAUUGGCCCCCCUCCCUCAUUCUACAAAUGUUGUAGGGCGAACUAACUCUACAUUUCGAAUGUUUACAUGUCUAUUGUAAUUACUGUCAUAGUAAAAGGCUGUGUGUUUGUACAGUGUCUUGCAGUUCUGUUACAACAACUAGAGAAUUUUCUCAUGUACAGACACCCCUUUUCUUGCCCCCUCCCAUUCUGUGAGCAUUGUAGAGGAAAUAGCAUUACGCUGUACUGUCAUAUUGUAAGACGUGUGUUGCACAGCAUUUUGCACUAAUAAGUAUUUUGAUGCAAGUGUAAUACCAAUACCAAGGACAAUGUCACUCUCGUAUAGAGUCUGAACAAAGAUUUAUUUAUAAUUUGCACAUACCGGGCAGUAUAUGCAUUUCAAUCAAUUCAAUGUAAAGUAUGUAAGGAUUUGUGGCCAUGUUGGAGAGUGGGUUCUUUUUAUUGUUUUUUGGUCAGCACGCAUUGACAACAUUUGCCAGAUGAAUGGCAUAGCGCCACAUCAAAUAAUAGCCCAUUGUACAACAAAUCAAAAGGGUCUUUUACCCAUGGGAAAUGUAAAAGAGUUGCUGUUUAAUUUUGCUGCUAAUGCACUUGCUAUAGUCAAAGAUGUAAAAUAUCAUAUAUAUAUGAGAUGAUAAGAUAUACAAUCCAUGUUUUCCAGAGAAUUUUUUUUCAUUUGUUGCUUCAUAUGUUUGUUUAAUAUGCACACAUAUGUAUAUGUAUCCAGACAUACAAAUUCAUAAUUAUUGCAAAAUAUCUGAAAUCAAGAUGUCAGAACAUGUUUUCUAUUGUAGCUUCUCCCACCAAUGUUAUCUGAAGAUGUGAAAAAAGUAGAGCAAGACAUUUUUUUUUCUUAGCACAAGUUAAAAUCAAUGUAUGAGUGGAAAAUUAAAGUUUUUUAAAAUUCAUUUAGGGAUGUUAUGUCAUAAGAGUAACAAAAUUAUGGACUAGUGACAAGCGGAUGCUUAGGCCACACCAAUUUAAUUUGUUGGUUCUCUGAUUUUUUCAGAAAAAUACAAAGCGACAGGGCGAAAAAAAUGAUAGCCCCAAAUGCUACAAUGGGAGCCAGGAAGUCAACAUACCAGGCUGGGUUAAAUUUAAACAAUGAAUUUGGAACUUUUAAUCCAACCACCACAUUGAUACAUGGGAAAACUGUAGCAAGUAGGAAGAAAAGGACUUUUUUCCAUUAUACGGGCCAUAAUAUCAACAUGUUGUAGAUAAUUCAGAACCUGAAUUUUUAUUUUUAUCUUUUUUAUUGAAGAGGCAAAUCCAAGAACCAACAAAUUAAAUUAGUGUGGCCUUAGCAUUGGACUUCAGCUCUAUUUUCAAGGUUCAUGUGUAUGACAAAUCAAUGAAUACAAUUUGUUUGUAUAUUGAAUACAGUUUGUGUGUAUAUUGUGAAGUUGCCUUAAAAAUCAAAUAAUCACAAUUUGUUGGUGAAGUUUUAAGAUAUUUGACUAUAUUGAUACAAAUGAAAUGAUGUGUAUUUAUAUACUGUUGUUGUACUUUGAUGUUUCUAAGUGUUUGCGAAGCAUCAGUGUAAUUACUAGCAAUAACAAAUUACUAGUCAAGAGUCUAGUUAGCAAAUAACUUAAUCUUUGACUUGAUUUUUGGUCAGAAGUCUAUGGUUUGAAUCCUUGCAAUGCAUUGUACAAUUUGUAGUAAAUAGCGCCUUAGAGCCUAUAAUUGUUAAGUCUUGUUUUCUGUGGAAUAUGUUCUUUUUCCAUGAGAAAUACAUUGCUGAUAGCAUGUGAUUAAUAUUGACUUCUCAAUGUCUUAAAGAAUUCAGUCUACUUUUAUGUACAAUGUGAAUGACUGUCAAAGAAAUGCUUAGUGGCACAAAAGAUGUAUCUGAAUUGUACAUAAUGCAGAGUGAUUGAAUAUAAAUGUUUUCUUCAGAUUUGAA
Messenger RNA from Branchiostoma belcheri (Belcher's lancelet), 3094 nucleotides. RefSeq lists its product as uncharacterized. The record is from RefSeq and is a predicted model, not a curated record. The coding region runs from base 13 to 729 and encodes 238 amino acids. NCBI's taxonomy places the organism in Eukaryota, Metazoa, Chordata, Leptocardii, Amphioxiformes, Branchiostomatidae. The transcript has a single exon.